This is a messenger RNA of Spodoptera littoralis (African cotton leafworm), 2214 nucleotides long. Lineage: Eukaryota; Metazoa; Arthropoda; Insecta; Lepidoptera; Noctuidae. The record is from the annotation of a GenBank genome assembly.
AUGGCGCGUCGCCUGGCGCUGCUGACGCUGCUGGCGUGCGCGGCGGCCGUCCGCCGCCCGCCGAGACACUCCGCAGACAUCUCCGAUUCCGAAUCCCUAGACCCUUUUUCCGUGUGGGACGAAUACGAAGACUCGUACGAAACCACCCCUGUGCCGCGAACGCGCACCACCACACUUAGUGCUAAAGUGUUGCUAAAGGGGAAAAUCCCUAAAGUGAACGUGACUAUGAAAAACACUAAAGGUGAAGAAAAAAAAGUAAUCAAAACCACUAAUAUUAAUAUAGAAAGUCAUACUAAUUUUAUAGUUACUAAACCACCGCAACUGAAGCCUGAUUCAGCAACAAGGCUGCCGGUUCUUCAAAUAGGAGACCAGUAUGUAUUGGUGGAAUCACCUGACUUAGAAGAAGUAUCUCGCACGACCACAAGACGUCCGGCGACGACACGGCGACCAGGCCGGCGACCGAGCACCACCCGACGACCAUCGACUACGCCACGGCGCUCAACCACACGCCCCAUGAGACGCACACCGAAGACAACAAAAUCCCCUAAGUCUAAGAAAACGACUUGUCCUCCUAAAUAUUCAGGAUGGUUGUCAUCGUUUUUCGAAGAAAACAAAUUAAAAAAGGUUCCCGAGAGACCAGGAAAAGCAGGUUGGUUAUUAGGUAUUUUUUCAACAAUAUACAAUUGGAUAGUGGAAUCCAAAUCGUCGUGGUUUGAUGGAAGCUGGUUUUCUGACGAAGUUACGCCAAAGAGACCGGUGACUACGACGACCGUUCGGCCGCUGACGGCUGCACCCGGCAGCUGGUUCCAAACGCUCCUGGAUAGUGAAGACGGUGAUGGAGCAUACGUCACCAACGAUGUUCCUAUUAAAAAAUCUGCAAAGAAGUCGUUAAAGAAGACCUACAAAGGAUUCCAACUUUUAAGAACAUAUCCCGACGUUCAAUGGAAGGUGCAUGAAAUGCUGGACUUGCAGGAGGAGGCCCAGGGUUCGGGACUUAUGUGGUGGACUCCACCCUCACUUAAUGGCUCUACAGACUUGCUUGUUCCUCCUGAUUUGCUCUCAGACGUGAAAGACCAUCUCAAAACAAACAAAAUCGACUACGAUAUUAUCAUUUGGGACUUACAGAAAGCGAUAACCUACGAAAAUCCACGGCUGUCAAAGAAACAAAGACUUGAGUUAGAACAAUUGCGUGGUCAUCCGAUGACUUGGCGACGAUAUCAUCGAUAUGCAGACAUCCUCCGGUAUUUGGAAUAUCUACAGCACUCACAUUCAGACUUGGUAGAGCUCAUUCCGCUUGGUGUAUCGUCAGAAGGAUUACCACUUAUUGCAGUAAAGGUUUCAUUAUCUGUUAACGAUACUGUGAUAAAAGGAAAAGAGAAAAAGAAGUGGAAAUUGCGCUCGCGUAUGAAACCUGCAGUAUGGGUGGACGGAGGGUCUCAUGCGCGAGAGUGGAUAGCGCCGGCCGUCGCUACGUGGAUGAUACACGCGCUCGUCGAAGGAGAGAAAGACCAAGGAUCGGAGUACGACUUACUCAAACAAGCUGACUUCUACAUCAUGCCGGUGUUGAACCCGGAUGGUUACGAGCACUCACACACUCACGACCGGCUUUGGAGGAAAACGCGUUCACGGCAGCCCGACCACUCCGAUGACUACUAUGUAGGAUGGUUUCCGUGGAACUGGGGUCAAACUGAGUGCGUGGGAGUAGACGCAGACCGCAACUGGGAUUACCAUUGGAGUGAAAAAGAUGCAUCUCUCGAUCCUUGCUCGGAAAACUACGCCGGACCACAUCCCUUCAGCGAACCCGAGACUAGAGCCGUGUCAGAGUUUUUAUCCGCUCACAAAGGACACAUAAAGCUGUACCUGUCGCUGCACGCGUACUCACAAGCCUGGUUGAUGCCCAGCUCACACACACGUGAGUCGUUCGCGGACGACGGCGUCCUCGUCGAGAUGGGCAAAUUGGCAACCGUUGCACUUGCGGACUUAUAUGGAACAAAAUAUCAGGUCGGCACAGCAGCUGAAAUACGACAGCCUGCUUCUGGGAUGUCGCAUGAUUGGGCUAAAGCCCGAGCUGGCAUCAAAUUUUCGUACCACGUGGACUUGCGAGAUUCCUUCGGACCUUAUGGUUUCUUGCUACCAGGCUCCCAAAUAGUAUCCACGGCCCGUGAGACCUGGCAAGCUGUCAAAGCAAUUGUAGAUAAUUUAUCUGUAGCUUAA